CUAAGUCAAGUGGGAACUUUUUACACGGAACGGAACUUUAUUCACGGAGUGGUUUCAGUGCUGCACAAUAAUGGCAUCUGUGGAAAAGGCACAUGUGGAGAACUCAGCAGGGAUAUUAGAAGAGGACUUUGAGCCCCAGGAGGACCACAGCGCUGAGAGUGAUGAUUCUGACAGAGGGAGCGAUGGAGAGGGGUCAGAGGAUGGCGGAAACGAUGGAGAGGGAUCAGAGGUUGAAGGAAGUGAAGAGGAUGGAGAGAGUGAAGGGGAACAGGCUGCAGAUGGAGGGAGCGAAGGAGAGAAAGAAGAGGGUGAAGGCAACAGGGAAGUAGAUGAUGUAGACACCAACCCCAAUGCUGGAUGGGCGGAGGCCAUGGCCAAGAUUCUGCAGAAGAAGACACCGGAGAGCAAACCCAGCAUCCUGCUGAAGAACAAACAGCUGGACAAGAUGAAGGAGAAGCAGAAGAAGGAGAAUCUGGAGAGGAAGAAACAGAUUGAUAAAAAGCGAGCAUGGGAGAUGAUGUGUCGAGAGAAACCAGACUUUGUAAAAGACCGAGAGAAUGAGAGGAAUCUGCAGAGAGUUGCUACCAGGGGAGUAGUACAGCUGUUCAACGCUGUGAGGAAGCACCAGAAAACGGUGGAUGAGAAGGUGAAGGAGGCGGGUGGCUCGGAGAGGAAGAAGGCCAAGCUCCUCUCCUCUGUCUCCAAGAAAGACUUCAUCAACGUACUGCGGGGCACAGAGGGGGGCAGCGAGGUCGUCACCAAGACAGAGAGACAGACGACUGGCAGGGAGGCAGAAGAGAAGCCAGCUUGGAGCGUGCUGAGAGACGACUUCAUGAUGGGAGCCUCCAUGAAGGACUGGGACAAGGAGAGCGACGAGGAGGGGGGCGAGGAGGAGGCACCAGGGGGUGCAGAGGACUACAACAGCGAGUCGGACUGAGCAGACAGGCCCAUCUGUGUAAGUAUGUGUAUGACUGAGCACACCCAGGAGUGUGUGUACACUAGACCGUGCCUUUGAGUCCACUGUGAGGAAUGGAGCUGAAGGGUCCUGCAUCGCUGAGAUCAGCUCAACCCAGCCUCCCUCGCCUCUUCCCACAGAGGCAGCCCUACCAGGCCCAAAGACCCCUCUUUUGAAUUUUCUAUAUGGAACCAGGAGCUGAAGAAAGACUGGGGUCAAGGUCCUGUUCUGGCGCACAAUUAUUUGCUGCAGGAUCCCUAGUUUGUUUAAUGCUGGUGCUCUCUGGCUUGUAAAUGUCCAACUGAACAUUUUUCUGUCUGAACUCUGUUGUGUAUAUAGACCUUUUUUCAUAACAGUUGCAUGUCCCUCAAUAAAAAGCCAGUUGAUAAACAUUUCCUUUUUCAGUUUUGUGAUUAGUUGUUUUUAGGUGAACUAAGGGCGAAUGUAGCCUUUCACUGAAUACUAAUCUAGUUAUAGUACUAGUUAUAGCACUAGUUUAACUAAAGACUGUCAAUGUGUUUAUACCAUGUGUACAAAACAUGCACACCUGCUAUUUCCAUGACAGACUGACCAGGUGAAUCCAGGUGAAAGCUAUGAUCCCUUAUUGAUGUCACUUGUUAAUUCCACUUCAAUCAGUAGAUGAAGAGGAGGAGACAGGUUAAAGAAGGAUUUUUAAGCCUUGAGACAUGGACUGUGUAUGUGUGCCAUUCAAGGGGUGAAUGGGCAAGACACAAAAGAUUUAAGAACUGAAACUGGGUUUUUCCCGCUCAACAGUUUCCUGUGUGUAUCAAGAAUGGUCCACCGCCCAAAGGACAUCCAACCAACUUGACACAACUGUGGGAAGCAUUGGAGUCAACAUGGGCCAGCAUCCCUGUGGAACGCUUUUGGCACCUUGUGGAGGCUGUUCUGAGGUCAAAAGAGAGAUUGGUGCAACUCAAUAUUAGGAAGUUGUACUUAAUCUUUUGUACAGUGUAUCUAGUUUAUUUCAAUUAUAUAUACUGUAUAUAUUUUGUAUGUGUUAUGGUUGUAGUUAUCAUAUGACAAACAAAAUACAUGGUAGACAUGCUCCCUGUCUGUCAGAGAAUGUGAGAUGAUACCCCUCAGAGGAAAUAUGUGUGUGCCAGAGAGCACGGAACAGCUGGUGACAUAGAGAUGCUGUCCCCACUACAUAAACUUGUAAUGUAAAUGUAAAAUGUAAUAAACUUCUCGUUUUGUGACGCUCA
This is a messenger RNA of Salmo salar (Atlantic salmon), 2178 nucleotides long. RefSeq names its product RRP15-like protein. NCBI's taxonomy places the organism in Eukaryota, Metazoa, Chordata, Actinopteri, Salmoniformes, Salmonidae. The record is from RefSeq and is a predicted model, not a curated record. Gene Ontology annotation, cellular component: preribosome, large subunit precursor. Gene Ontology annotation, biological process: maturation of 5.8S rRNA; maturation of LSU-rRNA.